UCCUAGAGGUAAGUUUUUAUCUUUAUUCUAUGCCUAAUAAACAUGAUGUAAUAAUGCGAAGGAAAUUAGGAGCUGAACUGAGCUGAAUUGAACUGAAUUUCAAUGUAUGAGAACAGACCCUAAGUAUUGUUUUACAACAACCAAUAAAAUUAAAAUACACAAGAUUGACAAGUUGGCACUUUUAAAAGGAAGGGAGAUGAAUAGAUGUUGGGAAAAACAAAUGGGUCAUUCUUUUUGGGACUAAAAUUAGGCCAAAUGAGACGUUCAUUCAAGGACGGAGGGAGUAGGAAAAAGUAUCAUAAAAAAUAACUUAAUUAAAAAUAAGUUCGCUUUAACAAAUUGCAAAGGUUACACCCAAAAAAAAAAAAAAAAAAACCCUUCCCACACAUCACUCACACUUCAAACAUUUCAUAUGUACGUUAUUUGCCCUAGUGAUGGGGUUAUCUCAAUAAAUUUUUUUUUUUAAAAAAGAAGCUUUAGUAGACGAAAAUACCUCCUAUUACAGGUUUUUUCUAGCUAACUGGGAUCUUUCUCUCUUGAAAAUAUUUAAAAAAAAAAAAACUUUUCAUGCAUCUCGCUGACAACCUCCUCAUCGAUGACGGUGCUCUGAAUUUUUCACUAGAUAAAUCAAUGAGCAAAAAGAGUUGCAUCAUAUCUGCGAAAAACCUGACCAUUGUUUGGGGUGAUACACCAAAAUAUUGGACAUGGCAUUCUGAUCCUAACUCGAGGUUUUCUGAAGUAGCAGAACUUGUUACUGUCUGCUGGCUUGAAAUCAAAGGGAAUAUAAAAACAUCAAUGUUAUCUCCAAACAUAGAUUAUGCUGCUUAUCUUGUGUACAAGAUGCAGAGCAAAGCGUACGGGUUUUACUCCCCGGCUGAGGUAACACUUUCGACUGCUGAAGGCAAAGGCGAAACUGACAAAUUCUAUUGGGAGUCCAAGGAGAGGUACGAUAUUGUACCUAGGCGUUUCAACCAGUUCAUGUCUCCUGUGUCAUGGACUCAGUUGACGACGACUAAAAGAGAGAUUGAUUGUCAAGCAAAGCUUCCGAAGCAUAGAUCAGAUGGAUGGCUCGAGAUCAAAAUUGGGGAGUUUUCGACUGGGAGAGAUGAUGAUGAAGAAGUGGAGAUGCAAGUGUUGGAUAUCAAGGGUGGGAAUUGGAAAGGUGGUUUGGUUGUUGAAGGAAUUGAGAUUAGACCAAGUAUUGCCUAGGAAUAAAAGGGAGGGAAAAUACAUCAACUAGUUUUAUUGUUUUAAUUGCUUGAUAUAUAUCAUACGAAGUAUAUGUUACCAAAUGUGACAAUUUGCAUGAUCAUUUGGGAGAUUUUAUGUUGUGAUUAUAUGAUGUUCCUUGA
Molecule: messenger RNA, 1352 nt
Organism: Chenopodium quinoa (quinoa)
Lineage: Eukaryota; Viridiplantae; Streptophyta; Magnoliopsida; Caryophyllales; Amaranthaceae
Product: putative F-box protein PP2-B12
Exons: 3
Coding region: 568-1209 (213 amino acids)
Source: RefSeq, a predicted model, not a curated record